AUGAAGUUCUCCGCCGUCGCCCUCUUCGCCGCCGCCGCCUCGGCCACCGCCAUCUUCAAGGUGUCCGACUUCACUGCUGCCUGCAUCGCCCACUCGGCCCAAUGCAGCUACGAAUUCAACCUCGCCUCCACCAGCACUGGUGAGACCACCGGCGUGUCCUGCAGCGCCCAGGUUACCAGCGACGGCUCCCUUCCCGCCGUCACCGAUGGUACCUGCAAGGAGUCUUCGCGCACCUGGACCGUCACCAAGAACGACGACGGCAGCCUCGUCCUCACGGCCUCGCAGCAGGCCACCCCCAGCUCCUCCUCCACCGGCAGCCACACCAUCGCCGCCUCGGAGCUCGAGUUCCAGCAGACUGGUGCUAGCACCCAGCAGGUCUACACCGGUGCCGCUGCUUUCGUCCUUACCUCUUAA
Messenger RNA from Pseudomassariella vexata, 414 nucleotides. RefSeq lists its product as uncharacterized. Bases 1 to 414 code for a protein of 137 amino acids. The transcript has a single exon. NCBI's taxonomy places the organism in Eukaryota, Fungi, Ascomycota, Sordariomycetes, Amphisphaeriales, Pseudomassariaceae. The record is from RefSeq and is a predicted model, not a curated record.